CCGUAAGUUUCGAGAGGCUUGCACCCAACGAGGCACGUGACGUAAUGUAUUCCCAAAUUGCAACCUGGAACCGAAACGUUAUCGCAUAGUGAGAAAAAAUGCGCUUACACCUCUCAACUUUGAGUCCUUUUGUUUCUCGGAAGCAACCGUGUGUAUUUUUUCGUUCAUGAUGAUAUGAUGCGCUUCAAAGAAAAGCCAAAGCAAAAAGCCAAAGGAGUUUUGUACCGAAAGGCCCCAAAUCAAUAUUCCCAAUGACCGCACAAAACGUGGUGACAUUGUCCCCGCCUCGGGACGCUAAAAGGGUCAUCAAUGCAGUGCUUACAAUAGCCGGGUCCGACAGUUCGGGCGGGGCUGGAAUCGAGGCUGAUAUCAAGACAAUCACUGCGCAUAAGACAUAUGCGUUGACAUGUAUCACAGCUCUCACGGCGCAGAAUACGACCGGGGUCAAGGCCGUAGCAGAAACGUCGAAAGAGCAUUUGCGCCAAAUCUUGAAGGCCAACUUCGAAGACUUCGUAGAUGGCUACGAUGGCCCGCACCCAUUGAAGGUUGUGAAAACAGGUAUGCUUACUUCCAGUGCAGCCGAGGUGCUAUCAGAACAUCUCCCGUAUUUGCAUGACAACAAUGUGCGCUUGGUAGUUGACCCAGUUAUAGUGGCCACUUCUGGGCAAGUGCUUGCCGAAAACGACACAAUGCAGCUAGUUUUGCGUGAUAUCAUUCCAUCGUCCUUGUUGUGCACUCCAAAUUCUGAUGAGGCCAAGUUCUUGUGGAAGGCCGUUGAGGGCCAGCUGGUGGACGAACACAGUUUCGACACCGUUGACAGUUUUGUUGCAUUUGCCAUUGCGCUUCAGAAGAAGUUGCACUGCGAAAACUUGCUCGUCAAGGGGGGGCACGUUCCUUUUUGUGAUGGGAAGAGACAGCUGGGAAAGAGUGCUCUGUCUCUGCUGGACGAAGAAAACAUGGAAAUAUGCGAUAUUCUCUAUGAGAGCAAGACAGACACAGUGACGGUGUUCAAAUCCUCGUACAUUCAGACAAACAACAGUCACGGCACGGGCUGCACACUUGCCAGUGCAAUCUCGGCAAACCUUGCCAACGGGAAGACGCUUGCACAGGCUGUGGCGCUUUCUAUACACUACAUCCAUAAGGGUAUGGUGACAGUGGAGGGAAAGUUGGGGCACUGCAACGGGCCAUUGGAUCAUGCUGUCGAGCCUCCUUCAACUUUCCUCGGUGUCUCAAACGGUGAGGCCUGGGACGUGAGCGCAGAGCACGGCACGUUCUUCAACUACUUCAAAAGCCAUCCGUUGGUCAGGGAAGGCUGGGAGAGGUACACGAAGCAUCCGUUUCUCGAACUCGUUGCGACGAACAGCUUGCCUUUCGAUGACUUCUUGUACUUCCUCAAGCAAGACUUCUACUACCUUGUGAACUAUGCUCGAGUCCACGGCUACGCAGCGUCGGUGGCUCCAGAUUGCGAGCAGAUUGAGGCACAGACCAGAAUCAUCGCGAGUAUCAUGACCGAGAUCGAGCGCCACAAGGACAAGCUCUCGAAGAAAUACAACAUCGACUACAACAACGCCGACUUGGACGCAGAGCUCCGGCCUGGCCCUGCGUGCGUCGCUUACUGCGACUACUUGACCAAAAUAGCCCGUGACCAGGACUUCGCCGCCAUUAAGGUUGCUGUGGCCCCGUGUUUACAUGGAUAUGCUGAGGCGGGCUUACAUGGCCUUGAGAUCCGCAAGCACUUUGACGGACAACUCAACCAAUUGGACAGCCAAGAGCAGAGCGAUAUAUAUUCCGCGUGGCUCGAUGACUAUGCGUCGGAUUGGUACCGGGCUGCGCAUGACGAGGGCAUCCGGGUUUUGGACUCGCUUUUCCUGGGGCAGACUUUGAGCGAGCACCGCAAAGAAGAGCUCUGUACGAUGUUCCGUGAUGUGGUGGAGCUCGAAGUCGCUUUCUGGGACGAGGUUGUUGACAGAAGCAAGCAGAAAUAGACCAAGAAUACACAAAAGAGGAUGUUUAGAGAAUUGACAGAAAAGAAUAGACAAGUAGUAGGCGGAAGGGUAUUCAUGAAAGGGUAAGGAGAGAGCACACAGAGAGUAGAGACGGGAGCAAGCAGAGUAAAUAGACCAGGAAUAUAGAUACACAUAAGAGAGCGUUUAGAAAUUUGACAGAAAAGAGUAGACAAGUAGUAGGCGGAAGAGCACUUCUGAAAUGGAUAGGAGAGCGCACGCAUGCUAAUAGCCCCAGGCUUUUAGCUGCGACGAGUCACGUGACGCCCGUGUUGCUUGUCGGACAUGGCCGAGGCAAUUGUUCUCCAGCAAUAUAAACGUGUGAUUUUCCUAGAUAUUUAGGCUUUGGCUGGUGGUUUGCUCUUUGCUCUUUUCCAUGCUCGUCCCUCAUCAGAAAGGAUGGACGUUUUGAUUAUUGCUGUGUGUUUUGGGUUCUGUAG
This is a messenger RNA of Metschnikowia bicuspidata var. bicuspidata NRRL YB-4993, 2443 nucleotides long. It is a transcript of the gene THI20, whose product is annotated as trifunctional hydroxymethylpyrimidine kinase/phosphomethylpyrimidine kinase/thiaminase. Gene Ontology annotation, molecular function: phosphomethylpyrimidine kinase activity; hydroxymethylpyrimidine kinase activity. Gene Ontology annotation, cellular component: cytosol. The transcript has a single exon. The record is from RefSeq and is a predicted model, not a curated record. Bases 252 to 1985 code for a protein of 577 amino acids. Lineage: Eukaryota; Fungi; Ascomycota; Pichiomycetes; Serinales; Metschnikowiaceae. Gene Ontology annotation, biological process: thiamine biosynthetic process.